AUGUUUAAACUAUUUCGUUCUGUGAAAGAAGAGAUAACGACGCCUAUAGAAGGUGAUGUGAUCGGUGAUCUACCAGAAUGGAUAAUUGGUAGUGUGUAUAGAAAUGGACCUGGGCUGUUUGAAGUAGGAGACACAAAAUUUUUCCACUGGUUUGAUGGCAUGGCGAUCAUCCAACGAUUUGAUAUCAAAAACGGAAAAGUUAACUACCAGAGGAAGUUCUUAGAGAGUGAGGCCUACAAAGCUAAUAUAACGGCUAAUCGGAUUGUUUUUGCCGAAUUCGGAACCCGGGCUUAUCCAGAUCCAAAUAAAAACAUCAUAGUCAACCUUCUGUCUAAGUUUAUCGCGAAGAGAACGGAUAACUGUCCGGUAAAUAUAAUCCGAAUAGGAAAAGAACUAUUUGCCGUAUCGGAGACUAAUUACUUACAUCGAUUUGAUCCUAACACUUUGGAAACACUUGAACGUUUGAAUUUAAGCGACCUUGUUGAUGUAAACCAAGCUUCGGCGCAUGUGCAUUAUGAUCAAACUGGGACGAUUCAUAACAUAGGUUACUCCUACGGUGUUAAAACCCCCAAAUAUUGUCUUUAUACAAUAACACCAACCACUUCUGGCACCAGUAAAUAUAGUGGUAAACUUAUAGCAGCUCUUGGUAUUGACAAUAAACUGAAACCAUCCUAUAUUCACAGUUUUUUUAUGACUGAAAAUUUUUAUAUUUAUAUAGAACAACCAUUAGUGAUCAAUGCCUUGAAAGUUGCAUCAGCAGAAAUUCGACAACUUCCCAUGUCUGAUUGUCUAGAAUGGCGGAAAGAUUUAAAGACAAGGUUUCAUAUUGUAGACAGAAAAACUGGGAUCGAACUAAAUUCAAACUACGUGUAUGAAGGUGUACCAUUUAUGAUGAUAAACCAAGGAAAUGCGUUCGAAGAUGGUGGUAACAUUGUUUUGGAUCUUUGUGCCUUUAAAGAUGGUGAAGUUCUAAACAGCUAUUUCAUGUGUAAUUUAGCUUUCGAGAUACCAGAUGGGUCACCAGAAGGCAAUUUCCCGCCAUCAACCUACCAACGAUUUGUUUUGCCCCUAAACCUUGGUAAAACGACACCCAUAGGAACGAACUUACUAUCUGCGGCUUUUUCCAAAUCACUGGCUGUACGAACAUCAGAUACGAAAAUUUCGCUAACGUCGGAAGCAUUGUCAUACGAAUGUUUGUAG
Molecule: messenger RNA, 1200 nt
Organism: Patella vulgata (common limpet)
Lineage: Eukaryota; Metazoa; Mollusca; Gastropoda; Patellidae
Product: beta,beta-carotene 15,15'-dioxygenase-like
Exons: 2
Coding region: 1-1200 (399 amino acids)
Biological process (GO): retinal metabolic process; carotene catabolic process
Molecular function (GO): beta-carotene 15,15'-dioxygenase activity; carotenoid dioxygenase activity
Source: RefSeq, a predicted model, not a curated record